CUGAAGAUCGAAGGAUCACAAAGAUUUCAGUGGUAGCUCAAUAAAUAAAUAAAAAUUCAUAAAAAAUGUUGAAAUUCGUGAUUUUUACUGCUAUCGUGGCAUGUGCCAUCGCUGCACCAGCUCCAGGAGGUCUGUUGGUACCAGCAACUCCAGUUGUAGCUGCAGCUCCAGUUGUAGCAGCAGCUCCAGUGGUACCAGUAGCCACUAGCUACGCCACCAGCUACUCCAACACCUAUCGUGCACCUGUUGUCAAGGCUGCACCAGUUGUUCACGCUGCACCUGUUCUCGUCAAGACUGCACCAGUGGUCCAUGCUGCUCCUGUCAUUGCUGCACCAGCUAUUGUCAAGACACCAUUGAUCCACACACCUGUCUAUCACGCUCCAGCCAUCGUCAAGACACCACUCCUCCACACUCCAGUUCUCGCUGCACCAGCUGUCAUCAAGACUGCACCACUCAUCGCACACACUCCCGUGGCUAUUCAUCACCCAGUUGCUCUCGUCCAGAAAGAUGGCUGGAGUGUGCAGAAUAGGAGAGUGGUACUGCGUGUGCUGAGUAUGCAAGUGGUGCAGCAACGACUGGGGUGUGUACAGCAACUGGUGCAGCAUGAAGAGCAACAGCUGGAGCUGCGACGUAGCUCUUGUGGUCAACCUUGUAGGUGCUGGAGUGGCUGGUGGCAACUGGAACACUGUGAACGCUGUGAACAACUGGAGCUGCCACAACUUGCGCUGAAUGUACCAGAGCUGGUGCUGCAACAACUGAUGCAGAGUGAACCAGAGCUGGUGCUGCAACAAAGAAUCAAGACAUUCAACAUGUAUAAGUUCAUUGUUCUCUGUGCACUUGCUGUUUGCUCUAUGGCAGCGCCAGCACCCAAACCCGGACUCAUUGCUGCACCACUUGUGGCAUCUCCAGCUGUAGCCGUUGCAGCACCAAUUGCCCAUCACGUUCCUGUUGCCACCAGCUACGCAAACACCUACAAGGUCUCCUACAACACACCAGUUGUAGCUUCAUCCUACGUUGCUGCACCAGCCGUUGCCUAUGCUGCACCAGCUGUCCAUGCUCCACUCGUUGCUGCUCAUCAUGCCUACGGUCCAGCACUCGGUUAUGCUGCACACCCAGCACCACUUCUUGCUCAUUAUUAAAUCCUCUCAGGCUGGAGCUAAACAAUUCAUAUGAAAAUCCCAAAAUUUUUACAUCAUUGUUUCACAAUUUAUUACUUGAAAUCUGAAAUUGUUCCAUUGGUAUAUCAACUACAACUGUUAAUAAAAAGCAUUUUUCCAAUUAA
Messenger RNA from Fopius arisanus, 1282 nucleotides. RefSeq lists its product as uncharacterized. The transcript has 3 exons. Bases 66 to 1139 code for a protein of 357 amino acids. Lineage: Eukaryota; Metazoa; Arthropoda; Insecta; Hymenoptera; Braconidae. The record is from RefSeq and is a predicted model, not a curated record.